ACAGACGAGGAGUGGGCGUUGCUGGAUCCUGACCAGAGAGUUCUGCAUAAGGCAGUCAUGGAGGAGAAUCGUGGGAUCAUGGACUCUCUCAAUGGUGAUGUUUCGGAAAUGAAGAACAAUGGAGACCAUGACAAAAUCUACACAAUGGAGAAGCGAUACACAUAUAUGGAGUUUAUAGAGAACUUCAGUCAGCGCUCCCAUUCCACUCCCCUCCAAAGAAAUCUCUGUGGGAAGAAAUCCUAUCAGUGCUUGGAAUGUGGGAAGAGCUUCAGUCGGAAGGAUAGUCUCACUCUUCAUCAAAGAAUUCAUACGCAGGAGAAACCAUAUCAGUGCUUGGAAUGUGGAAGGGGCUUCAGUCAGAGCACAGGUCUCAGGUCCCAUAAAAGAAUUCAUACUGGAGAGAAACCAUAUCAGUGUUUGGAAUGUGGAAAGAGCUUCAGUCAGAGGGUCCAUCUCACAUCCCAUCAAACAACUCACACAGCGGAAAAGGCAUUUCACUGUUUGGAAUGUGGAAAGAGCUUCACCCGGAAGGAAAAUCUGACUUUCCAUCAAAGAAUUCAUACAGGGGAAAAACCGUAUAAGUGCUUGGAAUGUGGAAGGAGCUUCAGUUGGAAGACUAGUCUGACUUUACAUCAAAGAACUCAUACAGGGGAGAAACCAUAUCAGUGCUUGGAAUGUGGAAAGAGCUUCACUCAGAAGGAAAUUCUCACUUCCCAUCAAAGAACUCAUAAAGGGGAGAAACCGUAUCAAUGCUUGGAAUGUGGAAAAAGCUUCAGUCGGAAAUCCUAUCUCAGUUCCCAUCAAGUAACUCACAGUGAGGAGAAACCAUAUAAGUGCUUUGAAUGUGGAAAGAGCUUCACUCAGAAAUUAAAUCUCACUUUCCAUCAAAGAAUUCAUACAGGGGAGAAGCCAUUUCAGUGCUUGGAAUGUGAGAAGAGAUUCAGUCAGAGAGCCGGUCUCAUGUCCCAUCAAAGAAUCCAUACAGGUGAGAAGCCGUUUCAGUGCUUGGAAUGUGGAAAGAGCUUUAGUCACAGUGCUAGCCUUAAGAACCAUGAAAGAAUUCAUACAGGGGAGAAGGCAUUUCAGUGCUUGGAAUGUGGGAAGAGCUUCACCAUUAAAUUAUCUCUCACUUCCCAUCAAAGAAUUCAUACAGGGGAAAAGCCAUUUAAGUGCUUGGAAUGUGGGAAAAGCUUCAGUCGGAAGUCACAUCUCAAUUCCCAUAAAAGAACUCAUAGCAAAGAGAAACCUUAUUCGUGCAUGGAAUGCGGUAAGAGCUUCACCCAGAAGGGAAGUCUCACUUCCCAUGAAAGAACUCAUACAGGGGAGAAACCGUAUCAGUGCUUUGAAUGUAAAGAAAGGUUCAGUCACAGCGCCAAGCUCUCAGUCCAUCAAAGGAUUCAUACAGGGGACAAAGGAAAGAUUAUCUUUGCAGAAAUGGGCCUGGAUUCAUCUGAGGCAGAGAGGACUCUGUUGGACACCAAAGAGAGGCCAAUGGGUAACAGAAUGAUGCCAGGGAGACCUCCUCAUUCAUCUUUGGAUGAAGCAGCAGCUAUGGAACCGGAUCAGGGUCCUGUGUGCUCUGAAGAUGUAGCUGUUCAUUUCACAGAUGAGGAGUGGGCGUUGCUUGAUCCUGACCAGAGAGCUCUGCAUAAGGAAGUCAUGGAGGAGAAUUGUGGAAUUAUGGACUCUCUUGAUGGUGAUGAAUUGGAAAUGAAGAACAAGGGAGACCAUGACAAUGUCUACACAACAGAGACGGGAAAUAAAUAUUCUGAGUGUGAAGGCAACUUCAGUCAAUGGUCCCAUUCCACUUCCUCGAAAAGAAAUCCCUUUGGGAAGAAAUUUUAUCAGUGCUUGGAAUGUGGAAAGAGCUUUAGUCAUAGGGCUAAUUUCACAGCCCAUCAAAGAAUCCACACAGGGGAGAAACCAUAUCAAUGCUUGGAAUGUGGUAAGAACUUCGCUUGGAAGGAAAGUCUCACUUCUCACCAAAGAAUUCAUACAAGGGAGAAACCCUAUCAAUGCUUGGAAUGUGGAAAGAGCUUUACCUGGAAGGAAACACUAACUUCGCAUCAAAGAAUUCAUACAGGGGAGAAACCAUAUCAGUGCUUGGAAUGUGGAAAGAGCUUCAGUCGUAACUCCCAACUCAUUUCCCAUCAAAGAACACACAGUGGAGAGAAGCCAUAUCACUGCUUGGAAUGUGGGAAGAGCUUCAGUCAGAGUGCCAUUCUUAGGUUAAAUCUCAGUUUCCAUCGAAGAAUUCAUACAGGGGAGAAACCAUUUCAGUGCUUGGAAUGUGGAAAGACCUUCAGUCGGAACUCCCAUCUUAAUUCCCAUAAAAGAACGCAUAGUGAGGAGAAACCAUAUCAGUGCAUAGAAUGUGGAAAGAGCUUCGCCUGGAAGGAAAGUCUCACUUCCCAUGAAAGAAUUCAUACAGGGGAGAAACCAUUUCAGUGCUUGGAAUGUAGAAAGAGCUUCACCCAGAAGGAAAGUCUCGCAGCCCAUCAAAGAAUUCAUACAAUUGAGAAUCCUUAUCAGUGCAUUGAAUGUGGAAAGAGCUUCAGUCAGAAUUCCAACCUCAUGUCCCAUCAAAGAAUUCAUACAGGGGAGAAGCCUUAUAAGUGCUUGGAAUGUGGAAAGAACUUCAGUCAGAACACCCAUCUCACAGCUCAUCAAAGAAUUCAUACAGGGGAGAAACCAUAUCAGUGCUUGGAAUGUGGAAAGAGCUUCAAUCAGAGGUCCAAUCUCACAGCGCAUGAAAGAAUUCAUACAGGGGAGAAACCAUAUCACUGCUUGCAAUGUGGAAAGAGCUUCAGUCAGCAAGUCAAUCUCACUUCACAUCAAAGAAUGCAUACCAGGACAAUCAUAGAAAAAUAGAAUUCUAUAGUUUGAAGGGGCUCCAAGGGCCAUCUAGUCCAACCUCCUGCAAUGUUGUAAUUUCAACUGAACAUGCAAGACAUAUAGCCAUCCAACCUCUAUUUAAGAA
Molecule: messenger RNA, 2980 nt
Organism: Lacerta agilis (Sand lizard)
Lineage: Eukaryota; Metazoa; Chordata; Lepidosauria; Squamata; Lacertidae
Product: zinc finger protein 850-like
Exons: 8
Coding region: 58-2871 (937 amino acids)
Biological process (GO): regulation of transcription by RNA polymerase II
Molecular function (GO): RNA polymerase II cis-regulatory region sequence-specific DNA binding; DNA-binding transcription factor activity
Source: RefSeq, a predicted model, not a curated record